AUGUCUGAACCACUCACCAAGAUUGACUCGGCCAUCGAGAUAUCCCCCAAGGAUGAGAAGGCCCCCGACAAGGAUGCCAAGAAGACUCACAGACGUACCUCUUCCCAUGCUGAGGGUAUCUACAACAUCAAGGAACUUGAGGACAAGAAGAUCGAGCUUACCCUUCCAAUCGAAACCCAGAAGACUGGAUGGAAAUUGAACACCUCACCAACGUCCAUUGAGGACAAGGAUAUCCUAAAACUUCAUCUGGUCAACCCCCCGGUCAAGAAGAUCGAUCUGCACUUCCCACUAGGGCUCGAAGUCACCGCUCGCAAUAUGAAGGGCGUCACGAUAAAGGAUGCGCUGGACGCAAUCUACAAGCAGUUCAAGAAGAAGGCCGACGAUGAGUUGGACAAGCCUUACCUCGCUGGUUUCGAGUGGGACAAGGACGAGUGCUGGACACGCCUCAUUGUUCACCAGACCAAGCAGGGCCCUCCUCAACAGCCCAGCAAGAAGUCCAAGAAGAAGAAGGCUGAAGAGGCAUAG
Molecule: messenger RNA, 525 nt
Organism: Aspergillus piperis CBS 112811
Lineage: Eukaryota; Fungi; Ascomycota; Eurotiomycetes; Eurotiales; Aspergillaceae
Exons: 4
Coding region: 1-525 (174 amino acids)
Source: RefSeq, a predicted model, not a curated record